This is a messenger RNA of Teleopsis dalmanni, 6774 nucleotides long. RefSeq names its product DNA N6-methyl adenine demethylase-like. Gene Ontology annotation, biological process: oxidative demethylation; positive regulation of transcription by RNA polymerase II. The transcript has 8 exons. The record is from RefSeq and is a predicted model, not a curated record. Gene Ontology annotation, cellular component: nucleus. Lineage: Eukaryota; Metazoa; Arthropoda; Insecta; Diptera; Diopsidae. Bases 1 to 6774 code for a protein of 2257 amino acids. Gene Ontology annotation, molecular function: DNA 5-methylcytosine dioxygenase activity.
AUGGAAACUGUCGAGUCGAUUGUCGAUUGCUCAAGAGCUAAAGAUUGCACAAAAAACCGUUUGGUUCCAUUUAAAGAAGGUUGGAUACAAAAAGAAACUCGAUGUAUGGGUGUCACACGAGUUAACGCAAAAAAACCCAAUUGCAUGAAUCGAAUUUCAAUCGACUCAUUUCUGUGUCGGUUGGUGAUUGGUGAUGAAAAGUGGAUCACUUAUGACAACCUCAAACGAAAAUGGUCGUUGUCGAAUCGCAGUAAGCCGGCUAAAAUGACACGUGGUCGCAAGCCAUCAGCUGCAAAAGCUAAUAAACUAAAUGCAACCGCUUCGACAGUUUCCCCAAGACAACAAAUUAAUGCUAAUUCUGCUAUAAGUCCGGCACCAGCUACUGUUUUGCCACAUCCAUCGCCAAAUACGACUACUAAUUUAGGUAGUGCUGGUACAUUAUUGGGUGCUAAUCAACAGCAACAAUACAAUCAACAGCAACAUUUGCAACAGCAACAACAACAACAACAUCAACAACAACAACAGCAUACUCAACAGCAGCAACAACAACAGCUGCCACAAGGCAUACAAAAUUCUCAACAGCAUUUGCAACAACAACAUCAUCAACAACAACAGCAGCAACAACAGCAUCAUUUGUCACAUCAACAACAACAGCAGCAGCAACAGCAACAACAUCAACAGCAACAUCACCAACAGCAACAAGAACAAUUACAGCAACAACAUCAAAUUACAGCACAAAUACAGACAAUGAAAGAUCAACCACAACAACCUAUGGCUCCAAUGGCCUUCUAUCCGACUUGGCAAACAGAUCCAUCGCAGGGUUGGCAAAAUCAAUUCAUACAGCAAAUACCACAGAAUACGCCUGCCAUAACAUCGCUCAACUCGUUAGAUUUCCAAACACAAUCAUAUGCCUACCCAUCAAAUGGAUAUGUGCAGACUGGCCUCGGAUUUGAUCCAAAUUAUGGCCGUUCUCCAUAUGGCGCACCCGUACAACGUUAUGACUUUCAGAGCCAACAGUUAUCAAGUGCACCCAUCAAUCAAGUAGGUCUGCAGGGCGUUGGUUUUGCACCGGCUGCUGUUACAUAUGCCGGUCAAGUGUCAACUGCUCCUGCACCACCUUCCGUGGGUUUACAGCAACAACAACAUUUGGGCGUUGGCAGUGACUUGAAUAAGACGAUGUCGGGAAACGACACGCCUGGAUAUCCGCGGGUGAGCAGCGUACCGCCGCGCUCACUCAAUUGUAACGGGUAUUCAGGCGACUAUAGCGGUACUCAACAACAACAACAACAUCAAACAUCAAAUCACAACUCAACAGCUUCAACUGCUGUUACACCAAAUGCUGUUGCUAACUCACUUGCAACAGUCAAUGGCGGGCAGUCAGCAGCAAAUGCUAAUAAUAAUUCGGUGGCUCUACCACAAGCUUCACCAAUGCAACCACCAAAUGCUCAAAGUGUGCCACAAUCUCCAACAAGAAAUCUCAUGCAGCAACAUCAACAGCAACAGCAGCAACAACAGGCGCGUCAUGUCUCUCAAUCGCCCAAUCAUAUACCGCAAUCACCAAAUGGUAAUUUACAAGCUCAGCAACAACAACAACAAACGCAGUAUAAUUCCAAUAUACCACAAUCACCACAUCAUAAUCCAUUGCAGCAACAGCAGACGCAGAAUCAUAUCGCUUCACCACCACAACAACAGCAACAGCAGAUGCAACAAGACUGGAAUUGGAAUACCCAGCAGCAGCAGCAGCAGCAGCAGCAAACUCCUGGCGCUGACUACCAACAAGGUGAGCGUGUUAAUCUUAAUACGCGCAUUAAAUCUAUGAUUUUACGUAAAAAUGAUCCUAAAGAUUCACUUUCUGGUGCAGCACCACCUGAUAUUCUUAUGCAGGUACCUCCUCCACCUCUGAGUGCGAAUGGUAACGGUGCACAGCAGCAGCAACAGCAACAGACCGGUCAUUUUUUAUCGUAUAGCCACCAUCUCCGAAACGAUUCAGUAAUGAACUCGAAUGGUUCGAAUGGUACUAGUGUAGCUCAACAAACUCGUGCACCAACACAUCCACAUCAACAGAAUCAACAGCAACAACAUCAGCAAAUACAGAAUAUGCAAGCAUCGAAUACUGUGGGAAUGGCGCCAACCGCAACACUAGCACCAGAACCAAUCGGAGGUGGUGGCGACCAAAUUUGGAAGCCACACCACGUGAAUUCCUUUAAGAAGCCCGUGGCAACUGGUUUUCAAAAUUCGGAUCAACAUCAUCAACAGACUCUUCAAUCACAGCAACAUACAGCAACCAAUAAUUCGAAUAAUAAUACUCAUACAGAGACACCAACCAAAAAACCAAGUCGUAGAAGUAAAAGCAGCCGUAAUACUAAUACUGAACAAACGGAUAUAGAGAAAAACAGUAAUGACCCAGGCGGUGGAUUGCAUUCAGCACAUGUCGCUAAUACGAAAAACAUGGAUAAGAUGAACUAUCCCUCAUCACAGUAUCCACCACAUCCAGACUACCAAGCACAGUAUAUAAAAACUGAACCAGGACUCGUGCCACCACAACCAAAUAAGAUGGAAGGGUAUGAACGCAACUAUCAGAAUUUCAUACAAUAUGCAGAUUUUUGUCAAAACGAAGUUCAAGGUCAGUCUGGUGGACCAACUCAGCAUAUUCAGCAACAACAUCAAAACCAGUCAGAGUAUGCAGGCUAUCAUCACAAUGCAGCAUAUUAUAGUGGGUCGACCAGUUUCCAACAAAACUAUCAGCAAAACUUUGUUCCUGGAUACCAGCACUCUAAUUCAGCUGGAGCAUACUCCACACCAAAUAUACAAUCCCAACACUCCAGUACGCUUACAAAGUCCACUAACGGUGGGCACCCGAAAUCACCCAGUGCGACUGGUUUAUCACAAUUAAAUAAUCAUAUGAUGGAUAUAGAUCGAAAGCCUGACACUAACAGCAUCAUACCACUUCCUACCAAUUAUGAAAAAGAUAUACCAGCUCAUGCUUAUCCAAUACCUCCACAUAGGUAUCCACUGGGUCAUAUGCCAUCACAUCUUGCUUCUGGCUUAAUUGAACCAAAAAUUGAAGACAUGGGAAUGCUUAAUCAAAGUGGUACAUAUCCCUUCCUAGGUGAAGGCGGUCCUGCAGCUAUCAAAGAUAGUUCUGGUUUUUCAUGUUGUCGACAAGGUGGAACGCUAGCACCAACUACUGAACAUCUAAAAGAUGGGUCUUGUACUGGCAUUCAAACAAAAGAUGAAAUAAUUGAUGAAGAAGACGAACAAAAUGCUAAUGCCAAUGGUGCUAAACCCAAGAAAAAGGGAGUAAAGCAAGAAGAAAAUAAUGAAAUUGUAGUCAAACAUGAAAAAAUAAAUCCAAUUUUCGAUACAACUGAUAGGUUAGAGAAAGGUAAUAAGACCGAGAUUCCAGAAUGUGAUUGUUUUCAAUCAGAUAAAAAUCCACCAGAACCUGGCACAUACUAUACGCAUCUAGGAACUGCCUCAACACUUGCGGAACUACGCAAAGAACUUGAGGAUCGAUGUCAAAUAUCUGGUCGGCAACUGCGUAUUGAAAAAAUUGUUUAUACUGGCAAAGAAGGUAAAACAAAUCAAGGUUGUCCGGUGGCCAAAUGGGUUAUUAGGCGUGCAGAUCCUGAAGAGAAAAUAUUGGUUGUUGUUAAGAAACGUCCUGGCCAUAGGUGCUUGGCAGCAUUUAUUGUUGUUUGUAUGGUUGCUUGGGAUGGCAUGCCGAGAAUGGAAGCUGAUAAUGCCUACAAAAACUUAAUACCGAAAUUAAACAAAUUUGGACUUCCAACAACAAGGCGGUGCGCCACGAAUGAAAACCGCACCUGUGCUUGUCAAGGUCUUGAUCCCGAAACAUCUGGUGCCUCCUAUAGCUUUGGUUGUUCUUGGUCCAUGUAUUAUAAUGGUUGCAAAUACGCACGUUCUAAAACGGUACGCAAGUUCCGCCUCUCAGUUAAAAGUGAGGAAUCUGCAAUUGAAGAUCAUAUGAACUUACUAGCCACAGUAUUGGCACCUCUUUUCAAGCAAGUAUGUCCACGUUCCUAUGACAAUCAAACAAAAUACGAAAAGGAAGCACCAGACUGUCGACUUGGUUUAGAACCUGGCCGACCGUUUUCAGGUGUUACAGCCUGUUUAGAUUUUUGUGCGCAUGCUCAUAGAGAUCUGCACAAUAUGCAAGAUGGAUGUACCGUUCAUGUGGCUCUACUUAAGCCCUGUAAUCGUGAUAGUAGACCACCAGAUGAUGAACAAUUUCAUGUAUUGCCAUUAUACACGAUAGACUCGACUGAUGAAUUUGAAAGCGUAGAAGGGCAACGAGAAAAACAUCGUAUCGGAGCUGUACAAGUGCUGGAGAAAUAUCCAUGUGAAGUACGUGUGCGUUCAACACCACUAAUACCAUGUCGACGACAUGGUAAGAAACGUAAAGAGGAUGAGCCUGCUACCACAGAAAAUGACACAGGUGCUGCUACAACACCAGUUAGUACUCCACAAGCAACUGCUGUAUCAAAUACUCCACCAGCAGUAGUUAAAAAGGAAUCUGGAAGCAGCAAAUCGAAGUCUAAAAGUAAAUCUAAUGCUACAACUCCAACAGGAGCAACAACACCAUCAUCAGCGGUGCCACCUACAACUCCCUCACCUCGUUGUCAGACACCAGUAACGAAUAAUCCUAGUCCGGCUGGAAGUGCAUUUACAACACCACCAGUAAAUAAUAACCACUCGAAUUCAUCUGCGGGUAGUGCACAAGGAGGCAAUCCAAAUCAGCUUAUGUCAUCCAAUUCCAGUCUUAUGAAUAUGGCGACUAUGAUUGAUACAUUCACAGAUGCACAACUACAAUCGAAUCAAAUUUCUAGUACGGUACUUGAUUCUCCUUAUUCGUACGACUAUCAAACUGGUUCCUAUAUAGACUCACGUAACUAUUACGGAAACUGGCCUCCACCUCAUACUCCUCAUGUUGUAGGUAUGACACCAACUGGUGUACCAAAUGCAGCUCCUGCUGCUCCAAUGACACCUACAACACCAACUGGUCAUCAUACACACCAUACUCCUGCACCUUUAACACCGCAUCAUGAUGCCAAUGGUGGCUAUGGUACACCCUAUAAUAAUCUACCAACAGCAGGUAGUCAGCAGCUAACGCAAGUACAUGAUGUGCGUGGAGAAGUUAAAAGCCGCGGCAGUGAAGAAAACCCCGAUUCAACUACACUGGUAAACAACAAUUUAGCUGAAAGUAAACUAACUACACUCACUCCAUUAACACCCAUGAGUAAUCUAACUCAACACCAUCAUCAUCCUCAUCAUGCUAACCCACUUGAAGAAGGCUUCGUCAAACCAAAGCCUCCAACUGACUAUCAGUACACGCAAUAUCCUAAUAACUAUCAAAUGUAUCCACCACCCCAUUCUGCAUAUACGGCGUACGAUGCAUAUCAGAAUAUGAACUACAACUAUGGAUAUCAUCAGGCCUAUUCGCCAUACAGCAUGUAUCCACAACAAACGCCACCGCCAACACCACCACCACCAUCUCCAAAUUGGAAUAUGUACGGACAUCAUCAGACUCCAACUGCGGCAACUGGUGCUUUUACACCGACAGCAUUGCAACCCAACAAUAUGCCACAUCAACAAACAACACUCGCACCUACAGCACAUCCGCAAACACCGAUCAUUAAUGGAAAUAUAAAACCUACGCUUCCUACACCAAUACUAAACAAUACCACUGCGCCAAUGCCACCAGCGCCUCAAGCAACUUUAGUACCAAUCCAAAACCCAAUAACAGAUCUUAAUAACACUGCUGUUAAUAACAAUGCAACAGCACCAUUACAACCAAAUACUACUCCUGUUGCUAAUAUAAUUAGUCCAACAGCUGUUACUGUACCGACAACUAUUGACAAUACGAACAAUUCGAACAAUUCGACAAUAUCAGUAACAACAGCAGUCAAUACCAAUACGACAACAACAGAAUCCCCUGCAGCCGCUACGAAUAAUUCCAAUAAAAUCGAACCCAUUGGGGAGGUAACUGAAAUCAAUGACAAUUUGGAAGCAUUUCAGGAUCCACAAAUGGGUGGUGUGGCUAUAGCGCUUAAUCACGGUAGCGUGCUUAUUGAAUGUGCCAAACAUGAAAUGCAUGCCACCACAGCAGUACGACGUCCUAACCGACAUCAACCCACGCGAAUGACAUUAAUCUUUUAUCAGCACCGAAAUCUAAAUCGAACUCAUCACGGUAUCGAUGAAUGGGAAGAAAAAAUGCGUGUCAAAAAGAUCAAUACGGACCUCGAUAAUAAAGCCAAAGAGGAAAAAGAAAAAAUUAAGAAAGAGUUAUUAGACGCUGAAGGUGAUGAAGAAGAAGAAGAAAUUGCCAAUGCCAGCACAACACCAAAUCAAAAUGUUGUUGCCAUCAAGAAAGAAGCAAACAAUGGUAACAAUGGUAAUAAUAUGAAUAAUGCAACAAAUAAUAAUAAUCAAAGUGAAAAUAAAAAUGGCGGCAGUACAGCAAGUAAAAAGAGAAGAGAAGCAGCAAAAAAAAACUCCAAUUCGAACACAAAUUCUAAUGAGCAGCCAAAAAACGAGAAAGUUGCCCUCCGUGCACCAACACUAACAACAACUUCGUGGACAACCCUGUUUCCUAUGCAUCCAUGUGUGGUUACGGGUCCAUAUCAGGAGGGCAACAGUAGUCCAACGUCCACAUCAGCACAACAACAACAACAGCAGCAGCAACAGCAGCAGCAACAACAACAACAACAGCAGCAGCAGCAACAAAUACAACACUUAAGUGAGUGCCAUAUUUAA